Messenger RNA from Maylandia zebra (zebra mbuna), 2793 nucleotides. RefSeq lists its product as uncharacterized. Lineage: Eukaryota; Metazoa; Chordata; Actinopteri; Cichliformes; Cichlidae. The record is from RefSeq and is a predicted model, not a curated record.
UUAACAUUCAUUUUUUAUUGGUCAGUGGCAGAAUCUUUUUUGAAUUCACUGUUAUUGUGCGUAUUUAGCUAAGUGCGAGGUCUUACCUGAACAGAAAAAAAUCCAGAACAUUAAUGGACACAAUGGAAAUUGAUGACACCUUAUUAUAUAUGGACGGCAAUCUCAUCACUCAAGUGAAUUUUCGCAGAAGAAACCAGAUCCUCAGAGGUGUCACUGUGAGCCUCGGAUUACUGUGUGCUGUCCUGUUGUGCAGUAACAUAAGUCAAUUUAUAUUCUAUGAGAUCAUCCAUCCUAAAUCAGAAGACCAAACACAGCCAUAUCACAAUACACUCACUCAAAAUAAGGAGAAACUCCAAAAUGAUAAUGACAACCUGACUGCAGAGAGGGACAGACUGGAGAUCAGUUAUGAUGCUUUGAGUAAGGAGACUAGACAGUUAAAGAUCAUACUGAGCAACCUCACAAAAGACAAAGAUGAGCUGCAGCACUAUUACAGUUAUUUGAUUACUAAACGAGAUGAGCUGGAGGCCAAUUUCAGCAAUGUGAAAAAUGAGAAGGACCGGCUACAAACAAAUUUCAUCAACUUAAAACAAGAGAGAGAUCAAUUCGAGACAAACUACACUCACAUGCAGAGGAAGCUUGAGGGCUUACAGACUAAUCACAAUAAUCUGACAGCAACUGCAGAGCAGCUACAAACCAGCUACAAUAACCUCCAAAGAGAAAAGGAUGCAUUAAGCGUUCUUUUUACUGCACUGAGAGUAAAAGAAGUCCAGCUAGAAGGUAAUUACACUGUGUUAAAGAGGGAGAAAGACCAGUUACAAAGAAGCUACAAUAGUCUGAAUAGAAACAAACUUCAAACUGACCAGAGCUAUAACACCCUGCGGAAAGACAAAGAGCAACUUCAAACCAGGUAUAAUACUUUGAGGAAGGAAAAGGAACAAUUACAAACCAACUACAGUCGCUUGACUACAGCUAGAGAAGAGUUACAAUCGAAAGUCAAAAGGAUGACCACUAAACUAAGCGGCAUUCCUUGUCAGGCCCACUGGAGAAGGUUUGACAUAAGCUGUUAUUUUGUCUCAACCUUGAAGAAAAACUGGACAGAAAGCAGAAAAGCCUGCAUCGCUGAAGGUGCAGAUCUACUUGUCAUAGACAGCGCUGAGGAACAGCUUUUUGUCAACGAAUUACUGGACAAGAGCGAGAGGCAAAAUGCUUGGAUUGGCCUCACUGACACACUUACAGAGGGGGUUUGGACCUGGGUGGAUGGGACCCCUAUUACCAUAGAAUACUGGCAGCCUGGGCAGCCUAAUGACUUCAAAAGCCAGGACUGUGGAGAAUAUGUUUCAACUGAUAAAGGAUCAUGGAAUGACGAUGGCUGUUUCGCAGCACAAAAUUAUAUUUGUGAGAAAUAAGAUCAACAUGACUUACAGUGUUAACUAAAGGUUUGGACUGGGGUUCUUAAGUUUAUUAAUAGACAAUAUUCCAGAUUUUUGGCUCUGUCAUCAUAAAAAACACCCACACAAGUUCAUUUCAAUUCAGUUUUAUUUAUAUGGCACCAAAUCACAAUGACAGUAGCCUCUAUGUCCUUUAUUUUGUAGGGUAAAGAAAAAUAGCAAUAAUCCAGCCUGGAAGUAACAAAUCCAUGGAAUAGUUUUUCAGCAUCACUCUGACACAAAAUGCUUCUAAUAUUGGAGAAAAUGAGCAAUUAAUUACCCUAAGUAUUGUCUUUGAAGCCAAAUCCUGAUGAUUUUAACUUACCAUAUUCAUCUGUUCCAAAGAGUUUUGUUUUUGCCCAGAACUGAUAAAAAAAAAAAAGAGUUUUGGACUGGUUAAUAUGAAAAAACACAUUCUUGUUUAUUUUGGCUAAAUACUGCAUAUUUUCUGUGUCACAUCUUAGUCAAAAUAUAAUUUAAAAUGUAAAUUAAUAGCAUUUAAGAUAAUUGACAUUUUCAGACUAUUAUCAUUAUUGUUUUAAAAUUUUCAAAAUGAAUAAAUUACAAAUUAAUUACAAUUUAAUUUACAAAUGGAAGGCAAGAGUUUUGGACUUGAGGGCCACAAAAGAAGUCAGUGGUGAGAGGUAUUUUUACAUUUCGUCCACUGCAUUUUAUUUUCCAUCAGCCAAAUCUUCCAUCUAUCCACAUUCAUAUUUGCUUUCCUGACUCUGGUCACUGGGGCCCUACAAGCUAUCACAGUUGACAAGCUGGCAGAAUAUCAUAGCGCUAACAGGGAGACAGACAACCAUGUAGACUUACGGCCAAUUUACAGUCAUCAGUUAACUGAACUUUUAACUGUGGAAGGACACAUACAGGCAAUGUUUAAACUGCAUGGUGCAUGGCUUUUUAAGAAGUAAACUCUGAUCAUCAAUUUCACUUCCUUUUUUAUUUAUCUAGAGCCAACAUCACAAAUAAUUAGAACUGUGACAUAUAAUAAGAUAGAUGAUUUUAGGACUUUAUCUAUUUAGCGGGGAAGUAAAAAUUACUUAAUUUUUUUUCUUCUCUGUUUCGGCAUAGCUGUUGUUCUGUGUGAUUAAAUUACAUACAGCUGGUAUUAGAAUAACUUUUUUUUCUUGAAUUGUUGUUAAACAUUUACAUAUUAAGUGAACUUGGAGUUCAGGGCCAGAAAAGAAGUCAUACACUAUUUUACAUUGUUGAUUUUUUACUUAAUUUACAUAAAAAUCAUCAUUAAAAGCAGACUUACAUGUUGUUGCGAUACAUGUUAUGUGUUUAAUGUUAUAAAUAAUGAUUAAAUGUUUUCCCAUUACAGACAUCACUAUGUUGUAUAAGAGGUAAAUGACUGGCA